Messenger RNA from Ananas comosus (pineapple), 2338 nucleotides. RefSeq lists its product as uncharacterized. Lineage: Eukaryota; Viridiplantae; Streptophyta; Magnoliopsida; Poales; Bromeliaceae. The record is from RefSeq and is a predicted model, not a curated record. The transcript has 8 exons. The coding region runs from base 155 to 1954 and encodes 599 amino acids.
AAGUUUCAACUCCAUUUCGCCCCACAAAAAACCCUACCCUUCUCACUCUCCCCCAACACGCUCUCUCUCUCUCGCUCUCUCUAACCCUACUCGCUCUUCGUUCGAUUCGAUUCCUCUCGUCUCGAUUUUCUCUAAGCAGGUGAGAGUUCAGUUAAUGGGCUAUCAUGAAAAUCUACAACUGUAUCUCAACCUGCCGCGCAAGGAGCUUCAAAAAUUAUGCAAAGAGCAUAACCUUCCAGCAAAUAAGAGUCAUUCUCAGCUAGCCAAGUCGCUCACAUCUUUUUUCAAGAAGAAAACUUCUAAAACUUCUAGAUCAGCUCCUCCAAAGGAGGGAUUGGUUAGUCAUAUACAGGUCACCGCUGAUAUGUCAUGUGUGCCACUAUCAAAGACCAAAGAAAUGGUUCCUUCGACAGAAGAGACUGCUAGAGGGGCAUGUGAAAGAAACCAUUUCCCUGGAAACGAUACUCAUGAACUUAGUCAGGGCACUAAUAAGAAGAUGCGCGUUGAUAGGCUUCAUUUACAAACUGGAAGCAAAAUGGCAUUUAAUUCCACUGCAAUCAUUCUAUCUCCUUCCCCUGCCAACAAUGUAACAGCAGAAGUUUUGGGAUCUUCUUCCUCUUCUAUACCGGGAAUUGUGGGUAAUUCAAAAUCUCUGAGUGCCAUCCAAGAAAAGCCAGUAGUCGAACAAUUUGCUUUUGAAUGCCAUGAACACACUGUUAAGGGAAGUUCUGGAAAACCGUUCCAACUGACUAACUAUGGUAAGAAACUUCACAAUUCUGAGACUGGUAGCGGAACUUAUAAUACAAUACCAAUCCAAGGUGGGUUGGCCUCACCUGAAGAGAUUUCGACCAAAGCAACUCCUUCCUUCGAAUUCUUUGUGAUGUCAGAGGACGGAAUUAAUCUCUGUGUAGAUUUAGAUUCUACUCCAUCAUCAUGGAUUAAAAGUUUAAAAGAUGAAGUGUGCAUCCACAAACGAGAAGAAAAUUGCAAAUCAGGAAUUCUUCCUAAUUUUGUUUGUGAUAUAGUAAAUGAUGAUGGCGAAGCUAAAACUUCCCCAUCUCUCAGCACCAUGGUGGACCUUCAAAGCAAAGGAGUUGAGAAGAGAAAUAACUGCACUGAUUCAUCCCUAUGUUCAGUUGUUAGUGAGAAUUGCCAAUCAUCUGGGUUAACAUCAAUUUGCACUCCAGUUGGAACUUCAGAUAUUCAUAACCAAAUGGCAUCUGAUUCUGCAUGUUGCCCUGUGGACAAAGAAGUUCUUCCUCAAAAAGCUGUUAAUGUUUCAUCUGGGAUCAAUACGAGCAAUAGCCAAGUACCUGGUGCUUCUCGGGAAGCUAUUGGAAAUAUCAAUCUGAUGAAUCCUGUGAUUGUUGGUUCUAAUGAUAGUGCAGCUUGUGAGUUAAGAAACACACCUGAAAGCAGUGCUGAGCUAAAAAAUGAUUCAAUAUCCAUUGAAGUAGGAGAAAAUUUAGGUGAUGACCACCAUAAAAAUCUUGUUGUAUUAAACGAAGUCUCAGUGGAGAGCAGGUUGAUGGAAAGAUCCGCAGAAGAUGCACUUUAUGGGGGCGGGUUAUCAAAUUGCUGUCAAGUUGCUGGGCAAUUGUCAUUUGACCUUCCUGUGACUGAUGCACAAUCAGAUGUGGGUUCAGCAGACCAACCUUUUGUUGAAAAUUAUUUUCCUGAGGAUCCGAUGCCAACUAAUGAAGCUUUGGAUAAUAGUACUUCGACAAAGAGAAAAGUUAGCUCAGAAUCAUCUAGCGACUGCCCAGAUAGACACUCGGAAAGAUCUCACAUUCCUGAGGGACCUGAAGAGUUUCAAAGUAAGAGGCAGAAUAUUUGCGGUGAAAGUAUGAGUGGAACGAUGAUUAAUUUUAGAAGCACAAAUAUUUCAACAAAAGAAACUCAAUAUGACCCCACUCUCGUUCCUCGACGAUCCACCCGACUUGUUCCCAAGUGAGAUCUGUCAACUGCGUCGCUCGUGACGAGGUGGUGAAUCCACUUAAAAAUCAUUUGUAAAGUUAAAACUGCCGCUACCAACAGAGAUCUAUCCAUCUAGUUAGCGACAAUACAACAGCAACUGGAAAGGCAAACAGCUUUUAUAAAUCUUCUUAUACUUGAUUUUUUUUAAGAAAAAAACAUUAUAUUGUCAACCGAAGUCGAAUAAAUUUUCUAUUGCUUCGGCCAUUUAUUUGGUUUCGGUGCACCGUUGUUAUGCAGUCAUUUGUGUUGUAAGACAUACUUUUGUCCAUCUUAUAGUUGUGUAUAGUUCAAUAUUCAUUACCUAAACUGAUUGUUGAUGGACAAAAAGAAAUCACAGCAGUUUUCAUCUUUCUCCGCAUUA